This is a messenger RNA of Papilio xuthus (Asian swallowtail), 615 nucleotides long. RefSeq lists its product as uncharacterized. The record is from RefSeq and is a predicted model, not a curated record. Gene Ontology annotation, molecular function: nucleic acid binding; zinc ion binding. The annotation marks the transcript as partial. The transcript has a single exon. Lineage: Eukaryota; Metazoa; Arthropoda; Insecta; Lepidoptera; Papilionidae.
CGGCGUCCUUAAGGAGGCGAAAUCAAAACUGGAUUUAAAGGAGACAAUUGGCGUUGAAGCAGUACAAUUUCGUCGGGCGGUCACCGGGGCUACUAUUAUUCGCAUCCCCGGUGCCACCAGCGCUUCGAAGGCUGAUGUCCUGGCGCAGAAGCUCCAAGAGCUCUACCGGGACAACGACAUCAAGGUCACCAGACCGGAAAAGUUAGUUGACGUCAAAAUUGAAGGUCUGGACGACUCAACUACACCGGACGAGGUCAAAGAGGCCAUUCUGAAAAAAGGGGCAUGCACCGGAGACCAGGUCCGAACCGGCCGACUCCGCCAGAACAGAUCGGGGCUGUUCGACAUCUGGGCCCAGGUUCCUGUUGCAGCAGCGAAGAAGCUGACGACGGGCCGCUUCUUGGUGGGCUGGGUGGCUGCUAAAGUCACCGUUGGCAGACCCAGGGAGUUACGUUGCUACCGCUGCCUGCAACAGGGCCAUGUGGCGAGCCGCUGCGACGCGGAGGACCGUAGCCGGCUCUGCUACAAAUGCGGACAGGAGGGCCACAAAGCCGCGUCUUGCCCGUCGCAACCAAAUUGCGUCUUGUGUACGGCGGCGGGCAAGGAUGCCAAACACCG